UUGGCCGUGCCAGUGGGCCCUUGAGUCGAAACAGCUUUUGUUUUUCUCCCUGGUGAAUGAUUUUUUCAUCGUAAGACCAGCCGUAGUACAAAAAGAAGACGGAACAGUAUGCUGCGAUCAUCUUCAAGUGUAGACGGCCUGUCGAUGGAGGAUAAGAGCGGAGAUCUGAAGGACCGACGGAAGUCCUGUCCGGGCGGUACUACCCCUGUGGACAGUACCAUCCUCAUCAAACGUCAGCCUUAUACCCAGGUGGCGUUCGACGAACUUUAUUUAAAGGAAGCAAAUCCGGAUAAACCGCCCUUCUAUCAGCGUGCAAUAGAAAAAGUUUCAUGCACUCCGAAGAAAGUGUUUAAGGUUCUUUCCGGGUUUCUCCCAAUCAUCAAAGUCAUUCGUUACUACAAUAUUAAGGAAAAUGCUAUCAUUGAUAUUUUAUCCGGAGUUACCAUUGGAAUUUUGCACAUUCCACAAGCUUUGGCUUUUGGAUUACUCACCUCCGUGAAAGUGGAAAAUGGACUCUAUACAUCUGUUUGGCCGAUUAUCUUGUACAUUAUAUUUGGAACAUCUCCCCACGUUUCCAUGGGAACAAGUGCUGUCAUUUGUAUUGUGACUGCAAGUGUUGUAGACAAACAAGCUGAAGUAUUUAAGGCUGCCAAUCCGGAUCUACGAUUAAAUUUUGUCAAUGCGUCUUUAAAUGCAACACUUCCGGAAUGGGAAUCGAUCCCGGAAUUCAUGGAUUACAAGGAGCAUGUGGCAAUGACCAUAUCAUUAUUCGUCGGAGUUAUUCUACUGAUCAUGGGUUUCUUGCGUCUUGGAUUUAUCACCGCAUAUCUUUCCGAGUCAUUCUUUGCUGCAUUCACUUCCGGUGCCGCUGUUCACAUCGCAACCAGUCAGCUUCCACCACUACUGGGAAUUUCCAUUCCCAGAUACGGCGGUGCCUUUAAGAUUGUCAAAACUUACAGCGCUCUUUUUGGGCACAUCACAGAAGUAAAUUUUGCCGCCAUCAUCACAACUGUCCUUUGUAUUGCGUUUAUCUUCAUAAUAAAGGAAUGUAUCAAUGAGAGAUUCAAGGACAAAUUAUUUAUUCCCAUUCCAGUUGAAUUGUUGGUGGUUAUCAUCGCUACUCUUGCUUCCUAUCUUGGCAAUCUGUCGGAAGAGUUCGAUCUCGCAAUCGUCGGAGAAAUUCCUUCCACUAUACCUCCACCCGUUUUACCCGACACAACUGGAAUUCAAGAUUACUUUGUCGAUUGUUUUGUCAUCGCUAUUCUCAUCUUCGCUAACACCAUUGCUAUGGCAAAGGUUUGCGCCAAAAAACACAACUACGAAGUGGACGACAGCCAGGAAUUGAUUGCAUACGGAAUGUGCAACUUUGUCAGUGCUUUCCUGAAAUGUUUUCCCUCCGCUGUUGCCCCACCAAGGUCUAUGGUUGCCUCCAACAUGAAUGCUAAAUCAACAAUUAACGGAGCCUUUGCAGCUUUACUGAUGAUUCUCGUUAUAAUGGCAAUGAGCGUUCUGUUUGAACCCUUACCUAAGGCUGCCUUAGCCUCCAUCAUCGUGGCUGCUCUCAAAGGACUCUUCAUCCAAAUGGGAGACUGCAGAAAAUACUGGAGAAUCAACAAAAUAGACUUCGUCAUUUGGUUCGCAACUAUCUUCAGUGUUGUUUUCCUGGAUAUUGAUUACGGUCUAUUCAUCGGUGUCGUCGUUUCACUGAUAACUGUUGUCUUCCAGACCCAGUUCGCUCGCGGGUACAGACUCGGUAGAAUCGCCAAAGACGGUGCCAUUGUAGAAUACAAGAGAUACGCCGAUUCUGUGGAGGAUUCCGGAGUCAAGGUUUUCCGUUUCCAAGCCAAUCUGUUCUUCGCUAACGCUGAAAUUUUCCGUAACACACUGUACAGAUGCACUGUCAACCCGAGGAAACUUUUGAAAUUCUUGAAGAAACAAGAGCGCAAAGGAGGUAACAAAGAAAAGAAGGUAUCGACCGACCUUACAUCAGUUACCAUUCCAGGAGAACGCAAAUCUUCCCAAGUCAGUAUUAACUCAAAUGGCAAAGGCUCAAUUAUUAACACAUCUUCAACAGCCACCCUCACCAAGAGCGAUAAUCCUGUAUUUUCAAUUUCCGACGAAAAUCUCUCCCGUACAUCUAACUACUCAGGAAAUGGAAAUUACCAGGGCAUGCCAAGACAGAUGUCAACGGCUUCCAGUCUCAGUCAACUGCCUUAUGAAGAAGAUCCAGACACUGGAGAUGAGCUUGUUACACCCGAGAAAAUUAGAAUUAUGCGCAAAACUCAUCACAUUAUCAUUGACUGCUCCAACAUCAAUUACCUGGAUGCUUCCGGUGCAAAUGUACUUGGACAUAUUUACACAGAGUACGAUCACGUAAAAAUCAAGGUUUAUUUGGCUGGCUGCUCUGUAGAUAUGAUGAAGACAAUGUCCCAAGCUGGUGUAUUCGAUAAAAUCCCGAAGGAGAACCUUUUCUUAACGGUGUACGACGCCAUCGCUGUUGCAAAGACACAAUCUAUUCGCCCACUUCCGCCCGUGGUUGAAGAAUUCGAUGACACGGAAGCAGCCGAAGAUUCCUACAUUACAAAUAUUCAAUAAGCGUUUAACAAAGGGUCUAAAAAAUCCAAUUCAACUCAAAGAUGUUGAAUUAUUCAACGUCUCCAAAAAAAAUAUAUGCCGAAAUUACCCGACAUUAUCUGUGACUUCCUUCCUGUCCGGAAACUGGCAACAUCGGCAGCAAGAGGAACCAGUUUAUAGACACUGCGACCAAGAAAGUCAAGACUCCACAAGUAUUAGCUUUAUCUGAAGCUUGUUGUGUUUAUGUACACUCAAAUGUUACUUUGUUUCAGAAAUGUUGUAUUUGUACAUAUAAGUAUUUUAUGUUUUGUAUUGAAUAAAUAAUAUAGCUUUUUUUAUCACGUGAAAGUGCAAUACCAAGAAAUAUAUGAAAUAACAAUUCUGCUCUAGUACCUACAUAGAUAGAUUUUAAAGAGGACACUCUGUACAUAACAAUAGGUUAAUUUUUUAAAAACUUGAUACUAACUAUAUGCGGACUAAUUUGUAAUCAGAGUUAUGACUUUAUAAUUAAGAUUCUACUUUAUGGGCAUUACAUGUAUGUUUCAAGCAGUUUUGUGUUAUAUGAUAUUUCCAUCGAUCAGUCCCCUUUUAGAACGAAGGGUAUAAAUUAUAAACACAAAAAGUUUUA
Molecule: messenger RNA, 3202 nt
Organism: Saccostrea echinata
Lineage: Eukaryota; Metazoa; Mollusca; Bivalvia; Ostreida; Ostreidae
Product: sulfate transporter-like
Exons: 2
Coding region: 109-2595 (828 amino acids)
Biological process (GO): transmembrane transport
Cellular component (GO): membrane
Molecular function (GO): chloride transmembrane transporter activity; bicarbonate transmembrane transporter activity; oxalate transmembrane transporter activity
Source: RefSeq, a predicted model, not a curated record